GGAGGCUGUUGGAAGGGGAUUCUCUGGAGCUGAGCUGUAGUGCUGGUCCUGCAAAGGUGAUACUGGAGCCAAACCAAGUCGUGGUUUUGGACUGUAACCUGGCCCCUGCGGAGCAGGUGAUCAAUAUCACAUGGAAGAAGAAUGGGUUUCCAUUAGUGGAGCAGGAACAUCUGCACGUGCUUCCGAAUGGAUCACUCUUCAUCUCAUCCCAGGCUGCAGCAAAGGACAGUAAAUACCCCGAGAAGACUGGUGCUGAGGGUAAUUACUCCUGCGUGUCUCAGAGCUCCCUCGGGGCUGUCACCAGUCAAACAGCUGCAGUCAGAUUUUCAACAUUAUCACGCUUUUUCCAACAGCCGGAGUCACAGACAGUGGAAGAAAAUGGCAUGGCCCGGUUUGAGUGUCGCAUCGAAGGACUGCCCUCCCCUCUCAUCACAUGGGAGAAGGACCAUGAAGCUGUUCCAGCAGAACCCAGGUUUAUAACUCUUCCGAAUGGUGUCCUUCAAAUUGUGGAUGUGCAGGAGAGUGAUGCUGGGACUUACCACUGCGUGGCAACCAACGCUGCCCGAAAACGCUACAGCAAUGCUGCAGUCCUCAGUGUUCUCAAAGGUUCCCAGUCAGCAGGAGGAGAUGUCGCCAUCGUUGCUGCUCCUGAGAACACCACGGUGGUGGCCGGGGAGAGCGUGGUGAUGGAGUGCAUGGCAGCUGCUGAUCCCACCCCCUUUGUCUCCUGGAUCCGACAGGAUGGAAAGCCUGUUUCCACGGAUGUGAUUGUGCUGGGCCGGACAAACCUCCUCAUCCCUUCGAGCCAGCCCCAUCACUCGGGGGUGUACGUCUGCCGUGCUAACAAACCCCAGACCAGGCAGUUCGUCACAGCCGCGGCUGAGCUCCGGGUCCUUGCUACACCCAGCAUCUCCCAGGCUCCUGAAACCAUCUCGCGCACCCGCGCCAGCACAGCCCGGUUUGUGUGCAAGGCAGAGGGGGAGCCAGCCCCAACCAUCCAGUGGCUGAAGAACGGGGAGACCAUCCUCUCCAACGGGCGGGUGAAGGUGCAGAGCAGCGGGAGCCUUGUCAUCAAUCAGAUCGGGCUGGAGGAUGCUGGCUACUACCAGUGCGUGGCUGAGAACAGCCUGGGCAUGGCUUGUGCCACUGCCAAGCUCUCGGUGAUCGUGCGGGAGGGUUUGCCCAGCGCUCCCAAGAAGGUGUCAGCCGUGUCCCUCUCCAGCACCACAGUCCUUGUGUCCUGGGAGCGGCCAGAGUACAACAGCGAGCAGAUCAUCGGCUUCUCCUUACAUUACCAGCGGGCUGUGGGAACAGAUAACGUGGAAUACCAGUUUGCUGUCAAUAAUGAUACCACUGAGCUGCAGGUGAAGGACCUAGAACCCAAUACCAACUACGUCUUCUACGUGGUCGCGUAUUCUCAGCUCGGCGCCAGCCGGACGUCCUCUUCCAUCAUUGUUCAGACCCUGGAGGAUGUUCCUAGUGCUGCCCCUCAGCUGUCCCUGUCGAGCAUGACUCCUGGUGACAUCCGUGUGACAUGGCUGCCUCCCCCUCCAGAGCUGAGUAAUGGCAAGAUAACCAAGUACAAGAUAGACUACUGCACCCUCAAGGAAGCAGAUCAGGUAACCUCCAUUGAAGUGGGUGGAAAUGAGACACAAAUCACUCUCUACUCGCUCCAUCCCAACAAAGUGUACAAGGUGCGCAUCGCGGCCAGCACCAGCGUGGGCUACGGGGCCCCUUCCGAGUGGACCCAGCACCGGACUCCUGACAGAGACAACCAGACGCAUGUUCCAUUUGCCCCGACAGAAUUAAAAGUCCGAGCGAAGAUGGAGUCUCUGCUGAUAACGUGGCAGCCCCCAGCCAACCAUGCCCAGAUAUCUGGCUACAAGCUCUACUACCGGGAAGUGGGCCCAGAGGAGUCCAGCGAUGAAAGCCCUUUGGAUGGUGCUGAGGAUGAGAGCUGGGAUGUAGGACCGAUAAAACUAAAGAAGAAAGUGAAGCAGUACGAGCUGACUCGACUAGCUCCUGGGAGACUCUAUGAGGUGAAGCUGGUGGCAUUCAAUAAGCACGAAGAUGGUUAUGCAGCAGUUUGGAAGGGCAAAACAGAAAAGGCACCUGCAGCAGCAGUAGAUCCCCCUGUGCAGAAGGGUCCUCCACUGCCUCCAGUCCAAGUCUAUGCAGAGUCCAACAGCUCAACCUCCAUAUGGCUCAGGUGGAAGAAACCUGACUUCACAACAGUCAAAAUUGUCAACUACACCGUGCGCUUCAGCCCCUGGGGCCUGAAAAAUGCCUCUCUUGUUACCUACUACACGAGCUCGGAUGAAGACAUUCUCAUCAGUGGGUUGAAGCCCUACACCAGGUAUGAGUUUGCUGUGCAGUCCAAUGGUGUUGGCAUCGAUGGGCCCUUCGGCAGCGUGGUGGAGCGGUUCCCCCUGCCCGACCGUCCCUCGACUCCCCCAUCUGACCUGCGGCUGCACCCGCUCAACCCCUAUGCUGUGCAGGUGCACUGGUGCCCCCCUGUUGAGCCCAACGGCAUCAUUGUGGAGUACCUCAUCCUCUAUAACGCCAACAACACGCAGCCGGAUGACAUGUGGACCUUGCUGACACGAGAAGGAAAUAUCUUCAGCACUGAAGUGCAUGGCCUGGAAAGUGAUACCAGAUACUUCUUCAAGAUGGGAGCAAAGACAGUCGUGGGAUCUGGUCCCUACUCAAACGUUAAGGAUGUGCACACCCUCCGGGAGAAGCUGUCAGAUAUUCUGGAUAUCCAUUCUGUCACAGGAAUCAUUGUGGGAGUCUGCUUGGGGCUGCUCUGCAUCCUCUUCUGCAUGUGUGCCAGCUUCCGCAACAGCAAACAGAGGGAGGCCUUGCCAGGCCUGGAUUCCCAGGCAGCUGGCAACCACACUUACUACCACCGGAGCAGGCAAGGGGUGGCAGCUCCCAGUGCCACCUUGGACUCGCAUGAGCUGGAGUCCCUCAUGUCCCCACUCCCAGAGGAUGCACCCGUGGCCCUGGGGGACAUCACAGAACUGACAGAAGUGCACAGCCUCAUCCACACGAGCCUCCCUGAGGACAUUGUCCAUGGGAAGAGGAAGACUUCAUGGAAUAAAUCAGGCAACCAGCCCUGGACCAACAGCAUAGCCAGGUAUGGGGACACGAUCACCAAAGAGCCGCUCUCUGCUGUGAACGGGUCACUGAAGCUCCCCUCCAGUGCUGGACAGAAGCUUUUGCUACAAGCUCUGGUUUAUGAUGCUGUGAUGAAUGAAGCAAAGAAAAGCCACCCUCCAGCCAACCUCCACCAAGUGGAAGCAGAGGUCAUUGUCCAUUCUGAUUUUUCCGCCUCUGACAGAGACUACAACUCCCAGCUGCACACCCUGGAGAGUGAAGAGGCAGAAACCGAGGACCAAGAGCCUGAAGAGCUCCCCUCUGGAGAGGUGGCUCUUCCCAGCUCUCCCGGCACCCAGCAGGACACCAGGCAAGUGGUGGUGGACUGCGCGGGCAGUUCAGAGGUCCAGGCCGAGGACGAGCAGUUAUGUACCGACAGAAAGACUGACAAAACAGGGGCUGUUUGCAUUGGGCUCACCAAUGGCUUCCACAGGCAUGGAGAAAGUCUGGAUUCGGUAGAGAGUGGAGAUUCUGACUCUGUCCAGGAAGGUGAGGGGGAUGUGCAGCCGGUCAAGUGCCAGUCGAUCUCCACAGGCCUGGAGGAGGCCCCCCUCUGUAGUAACUCUGGUUUAACCAGUUCAUCCUCAGCAUCUGAGAACAUGGCGUGUGUCCACAACCAUUAA
Molecule: messenger RNA, 3782 nt
Organism: Nestor notabilis (Kea)
Lineage: Eukaryota; Metazoa; Chordata; Aves; Psittaciformes; Psittacidae
Gene: IGDCC4
Product: immunoglobulin superfamily, DCC subclass, member 4
Exons: 19
Biological process (GO): cell-cell adhesion; axon guidance
Cellular component (GO): plasma membrane; axon
Molecular function (GO): protein binding
Source: RefSeq, a predicted model, not a curated record